This is a messenger RNA of Brassicogethes aeneus, 2478 nucleotides long. NCBI's taxonomy places the organism in Eukaryota, Metazoa, Arthropoda, Insecta, Coleoptera, Nitidulidae. The record is from the annotation of a GenBank genome assembly.
AUGACCGUAAACGACUACAGGGAGACUGCAUGUGCCACAGCGGGCCAUAACGAAGAAAUGGAAGUAGAAACGGACCAAGUUUUGAACCCCGCACCGCAAGACCUGGAAAAUCUCCUAGGAAGAGUCCUUGCAGAAUUCGACGGCACCACCGUCCUGUGCCGCGUUUGCGGCGACAAGGCCUCAGGAUUCCACUACGGGGUCCACUCCUGCGAAGGCUGCAAGGGUUUCUUCAGGAGGAGCAUCCAGCAGAAGAUUCAGUACAGGCCCUGCACGAAGAAUCAACAAUGUUCCAUCCUCAGAAUCAACAGGAACCGAUGCCAGUACUGCCGGUUGAAAAAAUGCAUCGCCGUCGGAAUGAGCCGAGAUGCCGUGAGAUUUGGUCGAGUGCCUAAAAGAGAGAAAGCUCGUAUUUUGGCUGCCAUGCAGCAAAGCUCGAAUUCGCGCACCUUGGAGAAAGCAGUGGCCGCAGAGCUCGAAGAUGAACAAAGGCUGCUGGCCACAGUGGUCAGGGCCCACAUCGACACCUGCGACUUCACCAGAGACAAAGUCGAGCCCAUGCUCCAGCGGGCCAGGGAACAACCCUCGUACACCGCCUGCCCCCCAACUCUGGCAUGCCCAUUAAACCCCAAUCCGCAGCCGUUAACCGGGCAGCAAGAAUUGCUCCAAGACUUCAGCAAAAGAUUCUCGCCGGCCAUCAGAGGCGUGGUAGAGUUUGCCAAGCGUAUUCCCGGCUUCUCACUCCUUGCCCAGGACGAUCAAGUCACCCUCCUGAAAGCCGGAGUGUUCGAAGUGUUACUUGUGCGGCUCGCGUGUAUGUUUGACUCUCAGACCGCGGCGAUGAUCUGUUUGAACGGACAAGUGUUAAAACGUGACUCGAUACACAACAGUUCCAACGCCCGUUUCCUCAUGGACUCGAUGUUCGAUUUCGCCGAAAGAAUGAACGCGUUGAGAUUAUCUGACGCCGAGAUCGGUUUGUUCUGCUCCGUGGUCGUCAUUGCUGCCGACAGGCCCGGCCUCAGGAACACCGAGCUCAUCGAAAAAAUGCACAACAAAUUGAAAUCUUCGCUGCAAAUCGUCGUAGGCCAAAACCAUCCCGGCCAAGCUCAAAUCUUGGACGAGCUGAUGAAGAAAGUGCCGGAUUUGCGUACUUUGAACACGCUGCACUCUGAAAAAUUGCUUGCCUUCAAAAUGACCGAGCAACAGCAAAUGAUGCAGCAGCAGCAGCAACAAUUGUGGAAUUCGCCUUUGGAGGAAGAAAGCAACAGCAAGAGCCCCGCAGCGUCUUCCUGGUCCUCCUCGUCCGACGUCACGAUGGACGAGGCCAAAAGCCCGUUGGGUUCGGUAUCCAGCACGGAAUCGAUGAGUUCCUCGGAAAUGAUGACUUCGAUCAACGACUAUCACCAUCCCCAAAGCCACCAUCACCACCAUCACAUCAGCUCGAACGUUACGAACGCUCCGCUGUUGGCCGCGACUUUGGCCGGCGGCGUAUGCCCGCACAGGCACCGAGCCAACUCCGGAUCGACGUCGUCCGGCGACGACGAACUCGCCGCCACAUCACACUUGAUCCACAACGGCUUGACAAUAACCCCGGUGUCCAGACCGCAUGCUUCGCACAGAUUCAGGAAGCUGGACUCGCCCAGCGACUCCGGCAUCGAAUCGGGCACCGAGAAGGUCGACAAGCCCACGUCGGUCUGCUCGAGCCCGAGAUCUUCCGUGGAAGAUCACCACAUCGUGGAAGAUAUGCCGGUGUUGAAGAGGGUGUUGCAGGCGCCGCCGCUAUACGACACCAACUCCUUGAUGGACGAGGCCUACAAGCCGCACAAGAAAUUCCGGGCGUUACGCAAUAAGGAUUCGGCCGAAGCCGAACCGGUGGUGAUCAUGUCGCCGCAGCCGCAGCAACAAGUGCAAUCGCAGUUGCAGAUGCAACUGACGUCGGCGCCGCAGUCGUCGCUGUCGAGCACGCACUCGACGCUGGCGAAAUCGCUGAUGGAGGGUCCGAGGAUGACCGCCGAGCAAAUGAAGAGGACCGACAUAAUCCACAACUACAUAAUGCGCGGGGAGCAGGCGUCGCCGAUGGUGACGGCCGCUCCGACCGCCUGCCCCUACAAAACCAACGGAUCUCUUCUGCAAAACGCGUGGGCGACGAGCGUGAUCACCACCACCGCCCGCCAGUCGCACCUGCAGAGCAGCAGCAGUAUGACCCCGCCUCCCCAGCAGCAGCAGCAGCAGCAAUAUCAUCAGCAGCAGCAGCAGGAGUACUCGAGGCUGUAUCUGCACCCGCAAUCUCCGCACUCGACGUCUCCUGCGCCUCCGCAGUCGCGAUCUCCCGCUAGUCCUCACUCGUCGACGCUGCUCUCGAUGCCCAAGAUGGUCGAGUUGCAGGUCGACAUCGCCGAUUCGCAACAGCCGCUCAAUUUGUCCAAGAAGUCCCCGUCCCCGUCGCCCAGGCCGCUUAAAAUCGUCACGUUGGAGGUGUAA